ACUAAACCUUGCUGGCAGAUAACAAACUUGUCGACAAAAUUAGUGCGCCAAAACUCGCCGAAGUUGUCCGAAGUGUGAAAACUGCCAUGUCAAGUGGUGAUCCAGCACCAUUUUCACCAGGAGACUCAACUGUCUCCUCUGUAACAACAUGUGCACUGGGAGUAGAAGGUCCAGACCCACCUACACUGAAGAUGGUGGAUGGUCAAGAAUGCAUGGAUGCUACCAGUAUCACUGCCUCAGAAGUGUUGGAAAAUGGACUGUGUGCUCAGUUUCAUCCUGUGGGAGUGCAGCAACAACUCAAGAUGCGCAAUAAUGGCUCUGAUGUAGCAAUUGUAGAAGGGCUGGUGGAAGGUUCUAAUCACUCAGGGACUUUAGCUUUAGCAGUGACAACUGAGCAUGGCAACAAGUCAUCAGUGAAGGAGGCAGCUGUCUCUGAUGUUGUGGCACAGACAGCUUGGGUUCCUGCUAAACUGAAGAUGGCGGAAGAUGGCGGUCCGCCGACUGAAGCUGGUCCCUCCCCGACUACGGUGGCCACACUGACACAGCCUGUGGAUGCUGAACAGCAGCCAACGGCCCCUGAGGCCGAUUCGGCUCCUUUGGCUGUCUCAACUGCCAGGGAGCAGUCGGAUGCCGCUCCGUCCUGCGCGGGACCCGGGCUGACUAGCGCUGACGGUAGUUGUGGACGCGCGGCAGCAUCCGAUCCGGUCAAAGAGCGCUCCCCAUCCGCGGUCGGACCCCCGUCCGAUCCAUCGGCGACAGUGGGCGUCACAGUCGCUCCGGGAGGGACCGGACAACCCGUGGCAGAGAGGACCGAGGAAUCGGAAGGCCUGAGAGCGAUCGGACAAUCUUCGGCAGAGAGAACGGAGGGCUCGGAGGACCUGAGAGGGACCGGGCAGUCGGCGGCAGAGAUUAGCGAGGGGUCGGAGGGCCUGACUGUCACCUGUGACCCGGCAGCGUGCAGCCUCAGCUCCGCAGCCGCUCCCGGCACGGACACGCCAUCGGCAGAGGGGAACGGCGCUGCACCUUCAGCCAACAGUGCGGGCGCAGCUCGGAGCGGCGGAGAGGGCGCCGUCACCGUCCCGCCGCCGGACGGAUCUGAGUCGGAGCUGCUGGCCAUCGGCACCGUGCUGGUCUCGGGCGAGCGGCUGGUGUUCGCCUGCGCCGUGUGCUCGGAGGCGUUCACCUCGGCCGGUCGGCUGCGCUCCCACCACGGGCGGGAGCACGGACCGCCUCCGGAGCCCCGGGCGAGUCCGCCGCCGCCGGCCGAGGUCACCGUCGGCCGGCGCCGCCGCCGGCGGACCCGGUUCGUCACGACGGCGGCGACGGAGGAUGAGGACUCUCCCGAGGAAUACCCGGUGAUGGACGUGGAGGACAUGGCGGAGGGAGCGCGGCGCACCCGCCCGAGCCGCGGCCCCUCCACGUCCGGGGCGACGUCACUCAAGUGCGACCUGUGCGGGAAGGUGCUCUCCAGCGCCACCAAACUGGCCGUCCACCAGAGGAUGCACUCCGGCGAGCGGCCGCACAUCUGCACCUACUGCCCGAAACGCUGCAACGACCUCGGCAAUCUGCGCAAGCACGAGCAGCUGCACUUCAAGGAGCGGCCGUUCCGCUGUGACACGUGCACCAUCACCUUUUGGACGGCGAUUCGACAGCGCGCGCACCGCUGUAAACUGGCGCGGUCCCAGGAGAACUCGGACGAGGCUGGCGAUAGUAUGGACAUGACUGAGGCCGGGCAGAGCACGAGCACUGAGAUUCCUGAUGAGUCCAAGGAGACGAUGAUACUGGACAGUGAAAAUGUUCCGAUGGAGCUGAGCGGAUCGGGCCUGCCAGCACUGGCUGCCGCCGCUGAGCUGGCGGCGGCACGGCCGCCCCGCGAGCCGUCACCGAAGCGCGAGCCGAACGCCAACUCUGGCCAGGCGCCGGUGGUACCUGUGGACUGUGACGUGUGCGGCCGCCAGCUGCGCUCCGUCUCCGGCUGGCAGCGCCACCGGCGGCUGCACGCCGGCGUCCGACCGUACCUGUGCCGCUUCUGCGACAAAACCUGCAACGACAGCGGCAACAUGCGCAAACACGAGGCCGGCCACUUCAAGGAGCGGCCGUACCGCUGCGACACGUGCUGCAUCACCUUCGUCAACACGUGGCGGCUCGGCAUGCACCAGUGCAAGCUGCGCGCGGACGGCGGGCCGCCGACGGAGGGCAGCGCCCCGUCGCCGACCAUGUCGUCGGCCGCUGCAGAGGUGGAGGUGGAGGCGGUGCUGGAGAGCCGGCCGGCGCUGCCCGUGCCGCCCCCGCGCGGCCGCCACGCGCCGCCGCCGCAGCUGGACGCGCGCGGCCGCCGCCGAGACCACGUCUGUCCCGUCUGCAGCAAGGCGAUGCUCUCGUACGCCAGUCUGGAGAUGCACUACCGCACGCACACCGGAGAGAAACCCUAUCAGUGCGACGAGUGCGGCAAGCGGUUCAGCAUCCAGGGUAACCUGGUGGUGCACGCGCGCAUUCACACCGGGGAGCGGCCGUUCCAGUGUGACGAGUGCGGUAAGAUGUUCAUGUACCAGAGCCACCUGAAGGUACACAAACGGGGCCACAGCGGUGCACGCCCCUUCCGCUGCCAGUUUUGCCAAAAGGGUUUCGCUGCGUCGAGCUCCAAGCGAGUCCACGAGCAAACAGUACAUUCCAAUGAGCGUAAGUUUAUCUGCGAGGCGUGCGGCGCCACCUUCAAGGAAAAGAAACAUCUGAAACGGCACGGCUGGAGGAAACAUCAGAUCGGCGAGGAGCCUGUUCUGUAGCCAGCCCGAUGGGAAGUUGCCUUGACAACGGGCGGGCAAAAGCCGGUGCCGUUGAUUCCCUUGCGCCAGUUUGGUUUCACUGUUUCUUUUGCCUGCUGUAACUUGUUUCUUUUGCCUGCUGUAGCAUAAUAACGUAUCAGCGUUCACUCAGUUACCUACAUUAUUUAGUUGUCGUAUGUGCUCGUGGUACGACGCUUGUUCGUCUGUUCAGGUUUUCGUUGCCGGUUGUGAGUGUGACGAGCCGUGGUGGCUGGUGGUGUAUCGACUUGUGGCGCGGACUGAAUCUAUCAUAUCGUUUGUUUGUGCUGUAGAUGAAGCCAGUUCAGAUGCAAUAGUACGCCUCAAUCAUGUAUUUGAUAUAGAAAAACGAUAAAUAUACCUACUUGAUAGUAGUUAAUCCAGAGUUGUGCUGCAUCUUAAUCGCAAAAUAGACGUGCUGUUGGUAGCUGCGAGACGAUAUGCCUGCUUACAAUUUGUUUGGUUCGAAAAGGUUUACACGUGCUUGUACGCAUGCUGUGGAAUGUGCAUAAUAGAUGUGCGCAUUUUAA
Molecule: messenger RNA, 3331 nt
Organism: Amphibalanus amphitrite
Lineage: Eukaryota; Metazoa; Arthropoda; Thecostraca; Balanomorpha; Balanidae
Product: zinc finger protein 316-like
Exons: 3
Coding region: 87-2783 (898 amino acids)
Source: RefSeq, a predicted model, not a curated record